This is a messenger RNA of Ochotona princeps (American pika), 2138 nucleotides long. It is a transcript of the gene TTC39B, whose product is annotated as tetratricopeptide repeat domain 39B. Gene Ontology annotation, molecular function: protein binding. Bases 172 to 2118 code for a protein of 648 amino acids. The transcript has 20 exons. The record is from RefSeq and is a predicted model, not a curated record. NCBI's taxonomy places the organism in Eukaryota, Metazoa, Chordata, Mammalia, Lagomorpha, Ochotonidae. Gene Ontology annotation, biological process: cholesterol homeostasis; regulation of cholesterol efflux; negative regulation of cholesterol storage.
UGAAAGCUCCGUGGGGAGAAUGUGAGUGGCACUCUCCAAGGAGCACGUGUCUACAGCCCCCCAUUCAACCUUGUCACCAUGGCUGGACUUGGCUAACAGACUGCCGUGGAAGGAGACACGGUCCCACUUGCUCAUAGGCUCAUGAUGUCAUCCGUAUGAGAAAAAGGAAAAAUGGAGGAAGAGGAAGAGGAGGACAUCUUUGAAGAUGCCUUGGAAACCAUCUCUAUAUCUUCUCAGUCAGAAAUGGCAACAGGCAAUCUCCACUUUGCAUCCUGUGAUUCAAGUCGGACAUCCAGACAGCUCGGAGGCUCUCACACAAGCAGUUCAUCAUCAACCAAGGUGGAUCUCAAGAGUGGCUUAGAAGAAUGUGCAAUGGCCUUGAACUUAUUUCUAAGUAACAGAUUUACAGAUGCCAUAGAAUUGCUUCGUCCAUGGGCCAAGGACAGUAUGUACCAUGCAUUGGGCUACAGUACCAUUGUGGUGUUGCAGGCUGUGAUGACCUUCGAGCAACAGGACAUCCAGAAAGGCAUUUCUGCCAUGAAGGACGCUUUACAAACGUGCCAAAAAUACAGGAAGAAAUCCACAGUUGUAGAAUCAUUUUCAAGUCUUCUCUCUAGAGGAACACUGGAACAGCUGAGUGAAGAGGAAAUGCAUGCUGAAAUCUGUUAUGCCGAGUGUCUCCUACAGAAAGCAGCACUCACGUUUGUGCAGGAUGAAAAUAUGAUCAACUUCAUCAAGGGUGGACUCAAAAUUAGAACAAGCUACCAAAUAUAUAAGGAAUGUCUUUCUAUUCUGCAAGUAGUUCAGAAGAACAAGCUUCAGCAAGAAUUCUUCUAUGAGUUUGAAGGGGGUGUCAAGCUUGGUACUGGGGCCUUUAAUUUGAUGCUGUCCCUUUUACCAGCAAGGAUUAUCAGAUUGCUAGAAUUUAUUGGAUUUUCUGGAAACAAGGAGUUGGGCCUCCUGCAGUUGAGGGAAGGUGCCUCAGGAAGAAGUAUGCGGUCCCCAUUGUGCUGUCUGACCAUCCUUGCUUUUCAUACUUACAUCUCCCUCAUACUCGGUACAGGAGAGGUGAAUGUUGUGGAAGCAGAGCGUCUCCUUGCACCCUUCCUGAAGCAGUUUCCAGAUGGCUCACUCAUGUUGUUUUAUCAUGCCCGAAUUGAGCUGCUGAAGGGGAAUGUUGAAGAGGCACAAGAGAUAUUUCGAAAAUGCAUUUCAGUUCAAGAAGAGUGGAAACAGUUUCACCAUCUCUGUUACUGGGAGCUGAUGUGGAUUAAUGUAUUUCUACAAAACUGGAUGCAGGCAUAUUACUAUUCAGACCUGCUUUGCAAAGAGAGUAAAUGGUCCAAGGCAACAUAUGUGUUCUUGAAAGCAGCAAUUUUGAGCAUGCUUCCAGAAGAAGAUGUAGUGAGCACUAAUGAGAAUGUGGUGGCUUUGUUCCGGCAGGUGGAAGGCCUGAAGCAGAGAAUUGCUGGGAAGUCUCUGCCCACUGAGAAGUUCGCCGUGAGGAAGGCUCGGCGUUACUCCCCCUCGCUGCCUGCACCUGUGAAGCUCGUCUUGCCUGCCUUGGAAAUGAUGUAUGUCUGGAACGGGUUUUCAAUCGUGGGCAAAAGAAAAGACCUUUCCGAGAAUCUGUUGAUAACUGUCGAAAAGGCCGAGGCGGCACUACAAAAUGAAAGCGCCAGCGAAUACUCUGUGGACGAUGAGUGCUUGGUACAGUUAUUGAAAGGAUGCUGCCUCAAGAACUUACAGCGGCCUAUGCAGGCGGAACUGUGUUUCAGCCACAUCCUGGCAAGUGAAAAACUCCUGAAGUAUGACCACUACCUGGUGCCCUUCACUAUGUUUGAGUCAGCAUUUUUGUAUAAAAACCAAGGGGAAAUUGACAAGGCCAUCAAAGUUCUAGAAAAUGCAAGACAAAUUCACGUCCUUCUUAGGCAGUGCACAGUAAGACAAAUUGAUAAUGAUGAAUGUAAAUGGCAAGUGUCUACAGCUGAGCAGCAGCCAGACAUCACCACUAAGUCGAGAGGGUGCUGGUCUUGCAAAUACUUUUCCCAGGACUGUCAGCUAUCUGAAGUUUUCUUUAGGUAUGAGAGAACUUCCGAACGGUUCAUGGAGAAUUGAACUGAAAAUAUAAGAUUAUG